This is a messenger RNA of Camelina sativa (false flax), 1411 nucleotides long. RefSeq names its product PI-PLC X domain-containing protein At5g67130-like. NCBI's taxonomy places the organism in Eukaryota, Viridiplantae, Streptophyta, Magnoliopsida, Brassicales, Brassicaceae. Gene Ontology annotation, molecular function: phosphoric diester hydrolase activity. Gene Ontology annotation, biological process: lipid metabolic process. The record is from RefSeq and is a predicted model, not a curated record.
UAUCCGUACUACACGAUCCAAAUAAGGUUGUUGAGGAUGAAUUAAGUAGGUAGGUGGUUAAUAUCUGUAAUACACGAUCCCUUAUUUGACUCGCAGGUUGAUGUAGAACUAGAAGCUGUUUGGUACACUUGCAAGAUGUACAGGAUUCAAAUAAGUAGAUUCAAUCAGUUCUUUUGUCAAAGUUAUACCAACGUUUUUCUACGAAAGAUCGAUCUCUUGGUCAGACCGUCAGAGCAACAAGUCAGUAACAAUGGCCAGUUUCAAAUUCUUCUUUGUUGUCACAAUCUUGGUUAUGUUUCAUCCCGCAGCAAUCUCUUUUGUUUCUUCCAGUUUGGAGCUCGGCGAUCAAUGCUCGUCGGACGAAGACUGCAAUGUUGGACUUGGUUGUUAUAAAUGCGGUAUCGAGGAUGCAAGAUGCGUUAGAUCAAAUAUCACAAAUCCAUUCUCCGUUGGGAACAAUUCGAUGCCGUUUAAUAAAUAUGCAUUUUUGACAACCCACAAUUCAUUUGCCAUUGAAGGGAAACUGCUUCAUGUGGCGACCCAAGAAGAUACUAUAGUUCAACAACUCAACAGUGGUGUUCGAGCAUUGAUGUUAGAUACGUACGAUUACCAAGGAGAUGUAUGGUUGUGUCAUUCGUUUGACGAAAAAUGCUUUGAGAUUACCAAGUUUAAUCGGGCGAUAGACACAUUCAAGGAGAUAUUCGCAUUCUUGACAGCGAAUCCAUUGGAGAUCGUGACAUUGUUUUUGGAGGAUUACGUCAAAUCACCAAACGGGUUAACCAAAGUGUUUACUGAUUCUGGUUUAAAGAAAUUUUGGUUUCCAGUUAAAAUUAUGCCUUUGGGUGGCCGAGAUUGGCCGUUGGUUAAGGAUAUGGUCGCCAAUAACCAACGGUUAAUCGUUUUCACUUCAGCUGAAUCGAAGCAAAAAACCGAAGGAAUAGCUUACCAGUGGAAUUACGUAGUGGAAAACCAAUAUGGGAACGAUGGAGCUAUACCAUAUGAAUGUAGCAAUAGAGGAGAAUCUGCACUUUUAACCGACAAAACCAAAGCUUUGGUUUUGGUAAACCAUUUCAAGACAGUUCCGAUUAAGAUCUUGACUUGUGAGGAUAACUCUGAACAACUUGUCGAUAUGAUUAAGACAUGUUACUUAGCCGCAGGGGACCGAUGGGCCAAUUAUGUCGCCGUCAACUUUUACAAGAGGAGUAUUGGAGGAGGAACAUUCCAAGCAGUUGAUAUACUAAACGCGAAGCUUCUAUGUGGGCGUUAUGAUGUGCAUGCUUGUUAAAUUAUUAUUACAAACAAUGAUGAGUUAACUCUCGAUUACUUUCUUUACUACUUUCUUCGUGAGCUUUCUAUGUGGACGUGAUUCGAUUCUUUACUAAUUUAUUCAUAAUAUCCAAAAACUUCACCA